Miscanthus lutarioriparius is the source of this 339-nucleotide messenger RNA. The record is from the annotation of a GenBank genome assembly. Lineage: Eukaryota; Viridiplantae; Streptophyta; Magnoliopsida; Poales; Poaceae.
AUGGCCGUGAGCUGCUCACCUCGCCGAGCGCUCAUCGCGGCCGUGUCCCUCUGCCUCCUUCUCGGCGCCGCGACCAGCAUCCGCACCAGCACGACGUUUUCCCCUUCCCAGAACCUGGCGGAGGACAAGUCGCGGCUGGGGUCGACGCCGCCGAGCUGUCACAACCGGUGCAGCGCCUGCAACCCCUGCAUGCCCGUCCAGGUGACGACCGCGCCCGAGCUCGGCCGCGCGGCCCGCGUCACCGACGACACGGUGACGGUGGCCGGCUUCUCGCGCUACUCCAACUACAAGCCGCUGGGGUGGAAAUGCCGCUGCGACGGCCGCCUGUACGACCCCUAG